Messenger RNA from Benincasa hispida (wax gourd), 426 nucleotides. Lineage: Eukaryota; Viridiplantae; Streptophyta; Magnoliopsida; Cucurbitales; Cucurbitaceae. The record is from RefSeq and is a predicted model, not a curated record.
AUGGUGGAAGCUUCGCGAAAAAGCGCCCUGGCCAUUUCGAAUCCUAAGGAAACUGUCCAAACAGAAUCCUAUGAGGGACCCAUCAGGAUUGCUUUAGAGGAGGUGGAAGCGAAGAAGCUGCCGGAAACGGCUGAAGGGAAGAAGAAAGUAAAUAGCAAGGGCAAGCGGGCAGACGAAGAUGAAGAAGCUCGACCAAAGAAGGAAAAGAAGGAGAAGAAAGAAAAGAAGUCGAGUGAAAAGAUGGAGUGCAGGCGAGAAGAGAAGUGCCUGAAGAAGGAAGAAAAGAGGAAGAGGGCAUCAAGCCCGGAUGUCGACGGAGAAUCCACCAUCACAAGGGUGGAAGAGGGGGUGUCAACACAAGAAAGAGAAUCAGCGCAACCUCAAGAGGCAUCAACGCAUAUCAGAACGGUUGCGACUAAAGACUGA